AUGGCGCGAAUGUCUGCCUUAUUGGGUGUACCACAGUCUCAUCGACACCCUCCGAGGGAUUGGAUAAGGGAAAACCAAGGGGUAACCUUCGAAGAAGACCCUACUAUUAACCAAAUUCCACAAAAUCAACCGCCACUAGAGAUGCAGAUUCGACAUGAUGAUAUGGCAGCAGAUAACAAUCUGGCAACCAUGGUUGAAAGGAUUAUGGUUCGAAAUGGGAUAAACUUUGGCCUUCGGAGGCCAAAUUAUACAUCACCUUUGUCGGAAUAUAUCCUACAGACAGAAACACCCCCUAGAACAAAAAUCCCCAAAUUCACUAAGUUUUCUGGGGAUACUACUGAAUUAACUAUCGAACAUGUGGCUAGAUAUUUAACAGAGGUAGGAGACAUUUCAAACAACGAAAACCUUAGGAUAAAAUGUUUCCCAAGUUCUCUCACAAAGAAUGCCUUCACGUGGUUUACCACAUUGCCACAAAAUUUGAUUCAUACUUGGAAUCAGUUAAAAAGAAUGUUCCAUGAGCAGCUUUACAUGGGACAAACAAAGAUAAGUCUGAAGUAA
Molecule: messenger RNA, 558 nt
Organism: Lathyrus oleraceus (garden pea)
Lineage: Eukaryota; Viridiplantae; Streptophyta; Magnoliopsida; Fabales; Fabaceae
Exons: 2
Coding region: 1-558 (185 amino acids)
Source: RefSeq, a predicted model, not a curated record